CCAUCGACGCGUUUACUCACGAGUCUUUGCCACGACUUCUUUCAAGCUCUCCUCUUUUAUAUGCAUUGCACUUCACCUUCUCAACUGGUCAACAAGCCCUUUUUCAUUGCCAUGUUAUCUUAUAUUCUCUCUGUUCACUUCAAUCCGAUUUAGCUUUUACUCUUGUAAUUCCCAUAGAGCAUAGAGUUCUAAAGUUUCUGAGAGAUCUUUUACCUCAACUCUCAGUAGUAACAGAUGGCUGGUGCAAUUGCACAAGGUGUUAUUGGGAAAGUUACUGAGAUGAUAGUCCAACAAGCAGCUCAAGAGGCAGCGCUGGUAAUCAACUUCAGUCGGGAUUUUGCCUGGUUGAAGGAGGAAUUCACUAUUAUAAGUGAUUGUCUGGCAUACGCAGAUUCACGAGCUGUGCAAGAGAAGCCCAUCAAAACAUGGUUGCAACGCGUUCGAGACGUUGCAUGGGAUGCAGAGGACAUUGUGGAAGAGUGUGCUAUUCGCUCGUUGUACACUCGGUCUUGUGUUUGCAAUCCUGAUGAAUUAUUUUUCCGCUAUAAAAUGGGAAAAAGAAUUCAAGAAGUGAAAGAACGAAUCAGAUCCAUCACGGAAGCUGGAAAUCAGCUGAAGCUUUUCAGUGAUUUGGUGCCCUCUCCCUCCGAACAGCCAUCAAGCGCCAGCGCAGCAGGUGGAAGAGGGUGGAAGGGAAAUAGUCUCCCACCCCGCGAUUCACACCCUGUUGCGAUUGAGUCGAAGAUUCAACAUCUCACCACAUUGAUGGAUGAAUCAACUGUUCCAAUCAUUGCAGUGGUGGGUAUGGGUGGAGCAGGGAAAACAUUUCUUCUUCAAAACAUGUUUCACAGAAUCAGACAAAGGUAUGAGCAUUCAAUCUGGCUUUCUAUAUCACAGUCAUAUUCUGUUCAUAAAUUACAGUGCGAUUUAGCGUCCCACAUGGGAGAUUUAGAGGUUAGGGUGAAAGAUGUAAGUGACGAGCGAGCGGCGGAGCUGAUUCAUGGCUGUUUACAAGGAAAGAAGUCUCUCAUCGUGCUGGAUGACGUCUGGAGGGCAGCUAGAGAAGAUAAUAUCAUUACGAGCCUUGGUCUUCCAAUUGGCCAUGAAAGCCGAUGUAAAGUAUUGGUUACAACGAGAAACAGAGAUGUUUGCCAAAAUCUUGGCGCUUUUCCAUAUCAAAUGGAGCUUUUAUCUGAAGAUGAGAGUUGGCAACUGUUCUGCGCUCAUGCUUUCCGUGGUAAUCUCCCACCAGAUCACCUUGAAGUGGUAGCUUCUGAAAUUGUAAAGCAAUGCGGGAGGUUACCAUUGGCUCUUAAGAUAACAGGAGCUUCUCUCUCCGUUACCACAGAAAUAAGUCAGUGGAAGUCUAAAUUGCAGCAGCUCAUUGAAGUUGUUAACCUCGACACGGAUCCAGUUAUACGGAUUCUUAGAUUGAGUUACGACUCCCUGCUUGCAGCUCUUAAGCCUUGUUUUUCUUAUUUGUCCCUUUUCCCUGAAGAUGAGAUAAUAGAUUGUGAAUAUCUCAUAAACCUCUGGACAGCGGAAGGAUUCAUUCCUCCAGGAGAAGACCAGUUGGAUGUUGCUUGGGGUUAUUUAUAUCAGUUGGCCAAUUUGUGCUUGCUAGAAGUAUGGGAGGAUCUGAAUAAGGAUCUAAUCAAAUAUUGCAAGAUCCAUGACUUGCUGCUUGAUCUGGCAAUUGAUAUAUCUAAAGAAAAUAGAUGUAUAUUUGCUGUUGAAAAUGUCUUCACAGAUGCGAAAAGAAUUUUACUGGCCAAAAAAGGGAUAACACAGAGCAGGUCUUCUUGUCCCAGAUCUCUGCGUACUCUUUCAUUUUAUAAAAAUCCCAUUGAAAUAUUUGAGGCAAACUUCUUCAACCCAAUGAGAUUAUUAAGGGUUCUCGACUUGAGCGGAACUAACAUUUCCACAUUGCCCCAAAGCAUUGGAAAGCUAAAAGUUCUCAAGCUUUUAAAUUUAUCAGAGACAAAUAUUGAGGAGGUACCAAUUUGUGUAAAAAGUCUCGAGAGUCUCGUCUUCCUCAGUCUAUCCCGGUGCAAACAUGUGCAAAGGCUGCCUAAGUGGAUAAGUGUACUCAAAUGUCUCCAGCAUCUCAAUAUACAAGAUUGCCACGAUGAGCUGUCAAGUCAUCUACCGAAGGCAAUAUCAGAGCUCGUGUCUUUGCGGGUACUUAGAUCAGAUGAAUUAAAGCUCUCUGUUGAAGAUGACGGAUUGUUAAAGUUGGAGGAUGUGGCCAAAUUAACCUGCCUCCAACAAUUAAGAGUAAUUCUAAACCAUGAUCAGGAGUUGAGGAGUAUAGAAAAUGGAAUCCUUAGUCAGCUAUUCAAGAUGCGCCAUUUGUCAAUAGCAUCUGGUUUUUCUAUAGAAUCUCAUCUACCACACAAUCUCACUGCCCUGCAGGAUCUCCAAACACUUUGUUUGCGGAAAUUUGUGGGACCGAGUUGGGUGUGCAGGCUAACAAAUCUGAAGCAACUCGUAUUGUUUAAUUGUGAUCGUAGUGAUUACCGUGCAUUGGAAACAAUGCCGAAUCUGAUAGAGUUGAGAUUAGAGGGCAAUGCGAGUUGCAGAAGAGUAUCAAAGGCAUUUGGAAAGUCAUCUGGGUUUCCCAAGCUACGGUUCCUGAAUAUUGAGGACUUCAAUCUUCUGGAGGAGUUGCCGGAUUUGGAGGAUGGAGCAAUGGCCGUUCUGGAGAGAUUCCAUUUAGAGUGGUGUCCAAGAGUGAAGAAAGUCCCACAGGGAUUGGAACGCUUAAGAAGACUAAAGGAAUUGGUAUACUAUGAGACCGGAACCAAUGAAUUUAGAGCCAGAUUGAAUGAAGGAGGAGAAGUUUGGAAUAAAAUCAAAACAAAAAAUCCCCAUGUGGACAUCAGAGGUUGAGUACCGUGUCAACCAAAAUAUUAUCUACUCUCUUUAAAGUUCAAAAAAUAAAGAGACAUUUUUUUACAAGAAUUUUCAAUUACUAAUAUCAAUAUAAUUUUGUUUUCCCCAUUC
This is a messenger RNA of Cryptomeria japonica (Japanese cedar), 3006 nucleotides long. RefSeq names its product disease resistance RPP13-like protein 4. The transcript has a single exon. Gene Ontology annotation, molecular function: ADP binding; protein binding. The coding region runs from base 235 to 2892 and encodes 885 amino acids. Gene Ontology annotation, biological process: defense response to fungus. The record is from RefSeq and is a predicted model, not a curated record. Lineage: Eukaryota; Viridiplantae; Streptophyta; Pinopsida; Cupressales; Cupressaceae.